AUGGAAGGUAUACCAGUGGGACGAGAAGGUUUGCAGCUUUUUGGAUGGUGCCACUUGCAACAAAGAAAGAAACGCUUGCUGGAACUGAUGAAAAGAAUGCUUAAUUAUCAGAUGGAAAACGAUAAUGCGUCCGGAAUGCGCAUCGUCACUGAACAGGACAUGAAUGAAUUGAGCGGCUUAGCCUGUAAGCAACUAUGGUUUGUUUUUAGAGUGCACGGAGUGCAGACAGUGGAAGGUUUGAUGGACGUUUCAACAAAAUUUCAACUUUAUUAUGGUUCAGAACUUUGCAUUCAAAAUGGAUUGGGCGGAUUAGCGGCGCGCUUUGGCCUAACUCCUCUACAGUUUGCGGAAAAUCUGGACUGGAAGCGUCAUGAGAUUGAGCAGGAUGAUGAAGAGCCGUUGAAAGCUGCAGAGCAGUAUGUGUGCCCCAGUUUCCCCACGCCUGAGUCAGUUCUAGCCGGUGCUAUUCACAUUGUUGCUAAGCAGCUAAGCCGGGAACCAAAGGUUCGUGAAAUGCUACGAAGGCGAUAUCGAAUGCGCUUGAGAAUCACAGUUUGCCCAACAAAAAAGGGUCGAGAGGAAAUCGACGAAAAUCACAAGUUGUGGCCGAGGAGGUACAUUCGCGACAAGCCAGUGGCUCAGUUGCGGCAUGACGAGUUUCUUUGGUAUGCACAGGCGAAGUCUGCGGGUCUACUUAAUGUGAAGCUUCACUGUGAUACAGACGAGGAAGUGCGAUUCAAAAGGACGUUGCUGCAGGAAUUUUUGACCGAUCAACCCUACUAUAAGGAUGAGUAUUCUCGAGUUGUAGAUCUCUGGAAUAAAGCAAGGGAAGAGGCGGUAAUUGUUUGUGUAAAUAGCUUUAUUUUGCCGGUAUUGGAACGCGAGGCACACGGACGACUGCUGCAAGAAUCGAGGGAUUACCAAAGUACACAAAAUCUUUAUGAUCGUAUCAGGAUGGCAGCAUAUCGUAGCCCACAUGAAUACGGCGACGAUUCUGAAAAUGGAUUUACUGGUGGAACGAGGGUUCUGAGCAUUGCUUAUCCGGAGGAAAGAGGACAGGCAUCGUUUUGUGCUUUGCUCGAUCAGGAUGGCCAGGUUCUCGAUCAUCUGCGAUUAGUAAAUAUUACGAAAGGACUGAAUUCGAGGAGGCCGGGGGAAGCAGAUCUAAAGCGCCAAGAUUUGAAUUCUCUUCGUAAAUUCAUUGAAAAGCGUCGUCCUCAUGUGAUUGCAAUAUCUGGCGAAAAUAUGGAAGCGAUUUACCUUCACCGUGAUAUCUCGUCAAUG
Gongylonema pulchrum is the source of this 1284-nucleotide messenger RNA. The record is from the annotation of a GenBank genome assembly. Lineage: Eukaryota; Metazoa; Nematoda; Chromadorea; Rhabditida; Gongylonematidae.